CGGCUUAUCCUCGCCCCGAUGGUCGGCGGCAGCGAGCUGGCCUUCCGGCUCCUCGCUCGGCGGCACGGCGCGCAGCUAUGCUACACGCCGAUGAUCCGGUCCGAGGAGUUUGCCGUCCCACUGCUGGAGCGCCACGCCGACGACUGCCCGCUGGUCGCCCACUUUUCGGGCAACGACCCGCUGACGCUGCUCGACGCUGCGAGGCAGGCCGAGCGCUGCCGCGGCGUGGUGGCGGUCGACCUCAACCUCGGCUGCCCUCAGCGCGCCGCGCGGAGCGGCAGGUUUGGCGCCUUUCUGUGCGACGCCGCGGACCGCGCGCUGCUGCUCCGGAUCGUGAGCACGCUGUCGCGCUCGCUGUGUAUCCGGCUGCUCGACGAGAUCGACGAGACGCUCGCCUUCGCGCAGCAGCUGCAGGACGCGGGCUGCGCGCUGCUCGCCGUGCACGGACGCUACCGCGGCUCUCCGAUGCGCCGGCGGGACGGGCCGGCGCACCUCGACCAGGUCGCCCUCAUCAAGCAGAGGCUCUCCGUCCCGGUCGUCACGAAUGGCAACGUGCGCAGCGGCGCGGAGCUAGUCGAUUCACUGCUGCUCACGGGAGCAGACGGGGCGAUGACGGCGGAGGGGGCGCUCGACGACCCGGCCAUCUUCGCG
Messenger RNA from Emiliania huxleyi CCMP1516, 651 nucleotides. RefSeq lists its product as hypothetical. Gene Ontology annotation, biological process: tRNA processing. The record is from RefSeq and is a predicted model, not a curated record. The transcript is spliced from 2 exons. Gene Ontology annotation, molecular function: flavin adenine dinucleotide binding; tRNA dihydrouridine synthase activity. The annotation marks the transcript as partial. Lineage: Eukaryota; Haptophyta; Isochrysidales; Noelaerhabdaceae.